Pristis pectinata (smalltooth sawfish) is the source of this 6415-nucleotide messenger RNA. RefSeq names its product tumor protein p53 binding protein, 1 (gene tp53bp1). Gene Ontology annotation, biological process: positive regulation of transcription by RNA polymerase II; DNA damage checkpoint signaling. NCBI's taxonomy places the organism in Eukaryota, Metazoa, Chordata, Chondrichthyes, Rhinopristiformes, Pristidae. Gene Ontology annotation, cellular component: nucleus. The record is from RefSeq and is a predicted model, not a curated record. Gene Ontology annotation, molecular function: histone binding.
GCUUGGAUACAGUGCGCUUCGAGUGUAACAAUUUGGGGGAGCGGGGAAUCCUCGCGCGCGAUCCCGGGCUGCGAGCGGGGAAUCCCCGGCCGGGCCACAGUACAUCACAUGGACCCUAACGGGACACAGCUGGAGGCAGACUUCUCACAGCAGGACACCCCGUGCUUGAUAGUGGAAGACUCCCAGCCGGAGAGUGUGCUGUCGGAGGAUGACCCAGAGCGGAGUUACCGUCACCUACAAGCCAGGUGCCUGUCGAAUCUGCAGGCUCCCACUCAGAGCCCCGUCCUGGAGCUGAUCACUGGCCAGUCGGCAGCCAAAGGCUCAACAGGAGGCAGUGAGGAGCAGGCGGGACAGAGAGAAUCACACGGCAAUGUUGUGGGUGCCAUGGAGACAGCGACAGGUCACAGCUCAGAUGAGCGGUCCGCCUCCUCAGCUGAAGACCAGCCGCGGCCAAAUGGACAGACCAGCAGUGCUCGGAACACCUGCACCAGCCCACGCGAGAGAGAAGCUGAAGUCACAGAACUCACGACCAACUCCGUCAGCGUUGAAGGCUCCUCUCAGGCAGGUUUGGGACCACUGGAACUGUCUGACAGUCAGGAUGUUGAUCCCGACGUCACCACCAACGAAGCGGGUGGGGGCGAGCGUCACCCGGAGGAGGUGAACGUAGACGCCGACCCUCCCAGCAAGGAGCCCGACCCCGCUGUGGACACUGGGGCUGCCUUGGACCUCCCGGUUGACCAGCCCUUAGCUGGGACUGUGGCUGGACACCCUCCUGAGAGGUCGGAGGUCAUAUCGAGCGUGCCUGCACCUUCCUGGCAGGAGAAGCUGGGAGCCGGAAAGGAGGUGGUGGUCCACUUCCUGAUGCCUCGUGGUCUCCGGAUCGAGGAGAACUCGCCUAACCCUGACCCUGAACAUUCCCAGAUCGUCUCCACGCAAGAGGACAUGCUCGCGACGACCCGAUCAGGCCCCAGUGCAGAAACUCUGGUGGGAAAUAAGUGUGUUUUGGCUGCCGGAGUCGAUCACCUCCAGGUUCUGCACCUCUCUGGGCACCAGACGCAGGCACAGGAGAGUCUCUCAGAACGUGGUCUCCUACUGCAUGGUGUUGAUCUCCACAUUCCAAUGUUAUUCCUUGGGCGUGAGGCCAGAAGCUCUUCCGACAUCAUUGACCCCUCACAAGAGACGUUUGGACCAACGCCCAUCAUUGUUCCCAGCAGCCCCACCGAGCAGGGCGGUGAGUCAGGGGAGGAGCCAAUGGAUACAACUGUGCCACUCGCAGACGCCAACCAAUCAGGAAAGCCACCAUGUGAGGGGGAGGAGCUAAUGGAAAUGGACCAGCCUGUGGACCAGAGUGAGCCAACUCCUCUUCAACCACAGGCAUCUACCCCAGUGUCGGCCGCAGCUCCUGUGUUCACUGCCAGCCAGCUGGUUCCCGUGCCAACGCUGCCUGACUUAUCUCACGAUAUUUUUAUGCCCACUCCAAGUCUGAAAGAAAAUGCCAGCAGAGACAGAGGGAGUAAAUCCACACAAGCUCAAGUGGAGUGUCAGUCAAAGGUACCCGUGGGAGAGGAGGGAGAUGUGGGAUCGAAGGAGCAAUCGGAAUCGAAGGAGAGCGAGGCUUUGGGAUCCGGGAAGCCGGACGAAGGAGCAGGGGAAGCAUUUGAGCUGAAGUUGUCCACCAGCCAGUGGACACAGCCCAUGGAAACGGAUGAAGAUGCUGCUCUGGAGGACAGCGAGGGGACACAGGUUGAGGGAAUCGUCACAGAAAUCGUCGUGGAAGAUCAGUUGGAGGAAACCCAGAAUCUUCACCCGCGAUUAACUGGGGAAAGCCAAGCAAAGGCCUCCGGUGUUCCUGGUGGAGAUGCCUUUGGAGGACCUGGUGUUGAAUCCAGAGAGAAAGGUGAUGCAAAGGAACUGAGAACAAGUGAAGAGUCUGAGAGGUCAGAGGGACCUCAUCACCCAGCCCCACCGAUGCCUCGGUCUCAAGGCGUGCCUGGCCGUCCUUCCGUGCAGGGGGCGGAUUUGCCCAGGGACAUACUAAUGGCAAAAGAAGGGAUUGUUAACGAGACACCAAUGGAUGAGGUAGAGGAGGGCUCUGUGCCCCAGAGCGAGAAAUGGGACCACCCACGUCCUGCCGAUCAUGGCAUUAAAGUUCUUCCAAAAGGGGAAGCUGAUGGAGGGGCCCAAGAAGACUCUGGGAACCUUCAGGUUUCCCAAAGCCAAAUGCAAUCUGGAACCAUCAACAAAGAGAGCCAACCUAAGGAAGAUGAACCCAUGGAGGAGGAGACCAGUGAAUUAGCUAACAUCGUGCUAAUAGGAAUCUCCCAUCAAGGGAGGACGCGUGCUGCCAAUUCAGAAAGCUCCCAGUCUCUAGCUACAGGUUCCGAAAGGCAGAAAGGUAGUCCUCACUCUGGGGAGGAAGCCUCUUCAGGAAGCUGUGUUGUCCUUGGUGUGAAUCCAAACAAGGGAGAGGAGCGGGACAGUGUGUCCCACCAGAUUUUGGAGACCUCGCCGGGUAUCCGCACAGUGCCUUCAGGACGACAGGAAGGUGCCUCUGGCGACUGCCAGCCGCUGGGUGUAGGAGAUGCUGAGGCAACAGACCCCAGGAGGGAUCUCCAUGCGGAACUGGUGGUGAAGGUGCAGGCAGAAGAUCAGGGCACCUUGAAGUUGGGCAGCCAGAGUGCAGGGAGUGCGCAUCAAGAGCCAAAGAAUGUGGGAGCCCAGAACCACCGGAAGGCCACUGAGGAACUGCCACGGCCCAGUCGGGUUGACCCGUCGACCCCAAAGGAAGAAAGUGAGGGAGAGCCAGGUGGGCGAAUCCAGAAACAGGGAGCUGAAGAGGUUCAGUCGGAACAGUCGGUGAAGAGCCUCUUGGAUGGCUCUGGUGAAAUUCCGUUCCACUUCACGCUCCCAAAGGAAGAUGAUGUCAUCCAGCCCAUCAGUGGCACCACCCCACCUCUCGUAGGCAAGUUGAAGCAAGGUCCUCGACACAGCACUCCGAUCGAGCUUGAAGCCCGUCCCAUGGAAACCAGCGAUGUCACGCCGGGGAACACCAUGGCAACCAGCGACGUAAUGGCAGACGAAAGCCAGCGGGGCUCCUCGAGCCCGGAGUCUCUCUCUGUCUUAGCGGUCGACAGCAAACUCUGCCUGCGGAUGAGGCUGGAGACCCCCGUUCACGAGGAGGGAGACCACUCGGGACUCUUCAGUCUGGAAAAGCCCGUGUUGUCCGGAGAACCAACGUCUGCUGCUGAUGUGGUUGCCAGUGCUGCGAAGAGCCAGUCGGUGUUCAGUCGGGUGUGUGAGGCGAGGCGAGAGACUGAGGCGAGGGCACAAGAAGAGUCCGCCGUCCCCUUUCGCAGCGACGUGUACUCCCUCCCAAGCACCGAGGAAGAAUCCGAGGAACUUUGCAGGGAGCGCGUGACCUGGCAGCGGCAUCAGCGGGCCAAGCAACGUUCCCAGGGUCGGGUCCUCGUCACCCAGACUCCCCCGGAUGGGGAGGAGGAGGAGGUCGGGGAGACUCCCGAGGAGUCCAUGCCGGACCCCAGCACCGGCAAGCCUUCAGCCAGGAGUCCGGGGGAGAGCGAGGAAGAGGUCAUGGAGUUGGACGGCUGCGGCCAAGAGGCAGCGGCAGGAAAAGGGAAGGGAGAGGGAGCUUUGGAGAUCCACGAGGUCACCUCGGCUGCGCUCAAGGACGAGAUGGAGAUAUCGGACAUCCCAGCAACGGCUGAGGGCAAAGUGGGCGGGCAGGUUCCGCACGGGGACAGGCACCCCUGGAGCCCCCUGGACCUCACCGUCAUGCACACAGGCACCCAGACUGCUGCCGGCAUCGGCCCCUCAUCCCAGGAGGGACGUGCCAAGCUCCUGUCCCGGGACGCCAUGGUGCAGACUGAGGAGUCGCCUGGGAAACCUCACAUGCGAUCGAGGAGCACGUCCUACCACGUGAAGCAGGGAGCAGAUGAUCGAGACACGGAGUCACUUCACAGUCAGGAGGAGGAGGAUUUCGAGCUACCUGCUCCCCCAGCCGGUCGCCUCCUGCGCAGACACGUCCGGACCAUCAGGGAGGUGCGGACCAUGAUAACGCGGGUCAUCACCGACGUUUUCUACGUGGACGGGAAGGAAGUGGACCGGAAGGUGACAGAGGAGAGCGAGGAUCCAGUGCUGGAAAGUCGGGAGUACGAGAACGAGGUCUCCCCCUCCCGGGCCACCGGCUCCAUGACCUCGGGAGACCUGGCGGAUAUCAGCUCCUUCUCCUCAAAGGCCUCCAGCCUGCUGCGUGCCUCCAGCGGAGCGAGCAGCAUCGUGUCCCUGGCACACAGUAGCAGUAGCAGCGGGAGCGGGGCACCCCUGGCACACGAGCGGGGCAGGGGUGCCGGCACCACACGGGGGAGGAACGGAGGGGCGGAUCCCCGGGAGUUUGUCGUGCCAGUGGGCAGAGGCGCUCAGACCAAGCUCAGCCCGCGGAGAGUUGGAGCCCACAACUGGUCACCUUCUAAACAUCCGCUGUCCGGCGUGGCAGAGAGCGACGAGACCUCUGUGAACACCAGACCGACACCACGAAGCCCAGCUCCCCGAGGCAGAGGGAAGAGGGGGCGGCCCCCUAUCCGGUCGACAGUUGGGAGGGAGAUGAUGCACACCCUGCACCGUGCGCGGGGGGAGGAUGUGUCCAGCGCCACGUCCCCGGAGGAGGAGCAGUACACCCGCAUCGCGGCCCGGCCCCCUGACAAGGCCACCGCCCCCCCUCUGCCCCGCUCAGGCUCCCCCGAGAUCCCCCCCCUCCAGGCCCUGUCGCCCGCUGAGCCCAAGCUCCCAGCCUCCCAGAGCAGCAGCUUCGUGGGGCUGCGGGUGGUGGCCAAGUGGUCCUCCAACGGCUACUUCUACUCGGGGACCAUCACCCGGGACUCAGGUGACGGCAAGUACAAGGUGCUGUUCGACGACGGCUACGAGUGCGAAGUGCCGGGCAAGGACAUCCUGCUGUGUGACCCCAUCCCCGUGGAGACCGAGGUGACGGCCCUGUCUGACGACGAGUACUUCAGCGCAGGUAUUGUGAGGGCCCACCGGAAGGAGCCCGACGAGUUCUUCUACUGCAUCGAGAAGGACGGUGUGCAGAAGUGGUACAAGCGAAUGGCGGUCAUCCUCUCGCUGGAGCAGGGCAACCGCUUACGGGAGCAGUUCGGCCUCGACCCCUGCGAGCCCAGUACAACCCUGGCUAUGGCAGCCGACAUCAGCUUGGAUAACCUGGUGGAGGGGAAGAGAAAGCGACGGAGUAACGUCGGGGCGAGCACCCCGACCAGGAAGCAGGCGGAGAGCCCCCGGGCCCCACCUCUCUCGGGGAAGAGGAAGCUCCUCAGCUCGGACGAAGAACGGUCACCGGCAAAACGCGGACGCAAGCCAGGCUCCGGGAAAUCUGGGAGCUCGAAACCGAGCGGGUUUGCCAGCCCCUCGGAGGGGGAUGUGUCCAGCGGCUCUGGCCCCUCAGUGGAAGUGCAGCACGGCCCCCUGCCGAAAAGCCCCACCCUUUUCGUGGGCUACGCCUUCAUCCUCACUGCGGCAACCGAGUCCGAUCGGCAGACGAACAAACCCGCCCAGCGCGACGGAACGCUCAGCAGUGAGGAGGAUGAGGAGUACGUGGAGACUGCAGCCUACAAUAAGCAGUACACAGAGUCACAGCUCCGAGCCGGUGGGGGAUACAUCCUCCAGGAUUUCAACGAAGCCCAGUGUAAGGCUGCCUACCAGUGUGUGCUGAUCGCAGACCAGCAUUGUCGAACGAAGAAGUACUUCCUGUGUAUUGCCAGCGGAGUGCCAUGUGUGUCCAACCUGUGGGUGCGUGACAGCUGCCUGUCGAAUCAGCUGCAGCCUUACAAGAACUACAUGCUCCCUGCUGGGUACAGCGUCGAGGCAGACCGCAUCCUGGAGUGGCACCCGCGGACCACCCCGUUCAAGAACAUGAAGAUGCUGCUGGUUUCGGAUCAACAGGAGAACUUCCUCAGCCUGUGGCCGGAGAUCCUGAUGAUGGGAGGGGCGACAUCAGUCCGACAGCACAACCCCACCGCACACGGCAAGGACGUCCCGCUGGGAAUCUUUGACAUCGUGGUGACCGACCUCUCCUGCCCCCCAUCACUGCUGAAGUGUGCGGAGUCACUGGCUGUGCCCGUGGUCUCACAGGAGUGGGUCAUCCAGAGCCUGGUUACCGGACAGAGGGUCAGUCAGAACAGCCACCCCAUGUACAAACACACCUACAAACCCAGCUAAAAGGAGGGUGCUUGGUGCCACCCCCACCUCUCCCCCCCUCGCUCCCCCAACCGCCAAUCAAUUGUGCCGUUGUUUUACAUUUUAGAAGCUUUUAACUGUCUGUGUUUGUAACUGCAUGUAUGAAAAUGUACAUAGUUUUAUUGGUUUCAUUUUUAUUAAAAAAUAACAG